Caenorhabditis auriculariae is the source of this 932-nucleotide messenger RNA. NCBI's taxonomy places the organism in Eukaryota, Metazoa, Nematoda, Chromadorea, Rhabditida, Rhabditidae. The record is from the annotation of a GenBank genome assembly.
AUGCUCGAUGACAAAUUGAACACUCCGCUGCAUUUGGCCGCCCUUGAAGCGAAUACUUUGUUGGUUUUUUUUCACUGUGAUCUCUUAAAAAAUAGUGAAAGCUGAAAAAAUGACAGUGUCUGUAAUGAAAAGUGUACUAGUGAGUGAAGCUGACUAUAAUCCGAAAGUUUGAAGUUUUCAAAAAUAAUUUUGCAAAUAUCUUGAAAAAAACCUUCUUUUUUUAGGUGAUUAUUUUGUUCUGGGCAAGUUUGACAGUUGCCGACAGAAAUCUGAAAAUUGGAAGUCAUCACGGACAAUUUUGGAAGUUUCUUGAAAUACUUGUCCGGAGACAUUUUCCAAUCCAAUAUCUCGAAAACUUCCUUCGAAAGCUUUUUGAUGAAUUAUCGAUUUUUUUUUCCAGACAAGUCUGCCAGUUGCUGAAGCGUGGCGCCGACAAAAAUCUGAAAAAUGUGGAUGGAAAAACGCCUUUGGACAUUGCCAUGGAAGGAAAACACGCCGAUAUCGUGACAUUGUUCGUUUUUAGACAAAACAAUUUAUCAUAUGCAAUUUUUAAAAGAUUAUUAGACGUUUUCGUGUCAGAAGCUAAUACUAAAGUUUCGUACGGAAAAAAAUUUUUUUAAAAAAGCGUAUUUGGUCCCAAAUUUCUUGGAAGGGGGAAACGUUCUUUAGUCAGCGAUGUUUACGUGCUAUUUUCACGUUUCUCUGACCCCAGCCGCUGAGGGAAAAGAGAGCGCAGAGAGGUCAGGUCGUUUGAAGUCGCAGCGAACGGACUAAAGCAUAACUAUACAAUUUUAACUGUAAGUUUCAGGUUCCGCGUGACGAACAUGCGCGACGAGUUCAACGACUACAACAAUCCGAUGGACGACACGGUCGACAGCGUCAUUUCGGACAUUGCCCGACGUGCCGCCGUCGAGAAAUUGAACGGUUCUUGA